UCCUACAUGUUUGUUUGUUUGUUUUUCUAAUGUACUAAGGAUUUGCCCAUCCCUCCUCUCGUGUAAGGAGCUGCUUGCAUGAGCCUUAUGCUGUCGGGAUGGAUCUGGAGAGGCCCAGUCCUCCUUGGACAGAGUCUGGCCUCACUGCCUGCUGAGAUUUAUAUCUCAGGUCAGAUGACGCCUGCCUGUGUUCAGAACUCUGCGGUUGGGCUAAUUGUCCUGACUUGAAAAAGUUUGGGAAGCGUGGCUGCAGGUGAACCCUGAUCAGGUGUCCUUUAGCUGAUGGAAAGGGCGAGAUUGGUAAAGCUGGCUGCAUGGUGCCUUCCUGAUGAGCUGCUGGGUGCGAUCCAGGGCUCCAGAGGGGACCUGGCGGGCGCUGCCUGGCUGACGUCGGUGGCGGCGCAUCCCCUGCCCGCGCUCCCGUUUCCAUGGCUCGGGCGUCGCAUGUGAUUACGCGCCGGCAUCAGGGAGAGCAGCUCCAGCACUGCUGGGAAUUUCCAGCUUUGGGGUUUUAUUUAGGAUUUUGCUCUUUCCCCCUGUCGGUGUGCAGCGGCUCAGGCACUGUUCCCUGGCUGGUGGCGGUGCUCUGUCUCAGCACCCCAGUAGUAAUGGGAGGGGUUUGUUUCUGUGGGGUCCCUUUGCUGGUGCCGGUCAGAGCAGGCAUUAGAAAUCAAGGCUGUAGUUGCCACGCAGUGGCAGAAAUUAGAUUGGGGGUUUCGUUGAGGUGGCGGGAAUUAGAUAGGGUAAUGAAUUGAAGUGAGAUGCACUUCCUGCACUUAAAAAUAAAAAUGCCCCUCCCCCAACUAAACCCAUGCACCAAAAAAAAAAAGCCCCCCAAAACCCCAAUCCUACCCCGAAACAGCUGCUAGCAGAACUAUUUUUGCAUCUGGCUCGUUCUCAGGGGGUUACAAAUACUUUGUCCAGUGACGCAGCGUGGCUGAAUGCUUCCUCCUCCUCUGGCCUUCCCUGCUGUGGGGUGUCUGGGGAUGGCUGUGCAUGCUGGUCUUCUGCCAGUGAAAUCAAGCAUAUUUUCCUGGGCUGGGACUAGUGGGUUUCUUGUCAUUAGUGGUGGGUUUAGGAUCUUUUUCUGCCCUACAGACAUGAUUGUACUGGCUCAGACCCACCGUCACCUCACCAAGGCUGACACAAAGUGCUGCAGGGGGGAGGUCAAAAAAAAGCCCUUCCAAAGAGGAUGAUUAUGGAUUAAUCUUAUUUCUCCUCAGCUCCCUUUGAUCGGUUCAUCCUCUGUGCAGCAGAACCCUUUAUAUCCCCACUUUUCUCAUUAAUCCAUCUUGUCCUGUAGCGAGUUUGCCAGCUGAGGUUACCUGUCCUGCGGGUGUGAUACCUUAGGAUGACAAGUGUGAUGGGACAGGCAGCAGAGUGGCUGCACCGUGGGCAGUGUCCUAUCUGUCUGCCAACCCGGGAAUCGGGAAGAUUUUUUAGACUCUGUGGCCGGCUAUUUGGUCCAACAAAAAAACCCCAGCAGCCGAGUGGCUCCUGAGCUUGUGGCCUGUCCAGCACAGUCCCAGGCUCCUGGGAGAGGAACUGGCUGCAGGCAGAGGUUUGGGGCCAGGACUGCUGUCCUGACGGAUGGGAUCCGUACCCUCUGCUCGCUGUGUGUGUGCAGUGAGCUGCGGGACGGCUGAGCUCUUUCCCAAGGAAGGAGAGGAGAAGAAACGCAUGUUUGGCAUGACAGUGACCGCAGGAGCUAUCAGGAGGAGAGCUGGGGUGAGUCGGGCAGCCAGAACGACUUGAGACUUAAUUGGUUUUUGCACAGGCAGUUUCAGGUUGAAGGUGUCUGGAGAGGAGAGGAAGAAAUCUCCCGGUUAACUGCUGCUGGGGUGGUGAAACCAAAGUGUUCAGCUGUUUGUUUCUGUUUGCGUUUCCUUCUCUUUGGUAAUUGAGGGCAUUGGGAAAGUUGGUGUUUGAGUUCUGGUUCUGCCUCAGGCUUCAAGCGUCUGCCGAGGCUCCGCAGUGCCGUUCAUCCAGCUCUGCUGCUGCCGGUCCUCGCUGAGUUGAGCAGGAUCAGGUCUGGUCUGCAGCGAAAAGGCGACUAGGUGUCUCCCUCGCAUCUGUUUGCAGCACGCCGGACGGAGGAGGCUGGGAUAAGGCUGCUCUGGAAAAUUCACCUCAAAGCCAAAUUUCAGCUUGAAGUUGUUUUUUGUGACUUCUGUGCCCAUCCAGGCAGGAAUGUGCUGUGAGGAGCUGGGGUUUUGUGAUAGUGACCUGAACUUCAGUGGCAAAAAUCCCCAGCAUCUGCAUGGGUUAAGUCAGAUGUUUGAGUAAGGCUCAGACUGAUUAACUGCAGAGCUUUGUAGGCACCAAAAGCUUGUUUUUCCUGUUCACCUUAAAUUAUUUUAAUGAUCCUGGAGCCUGUGGAAAGUCUCCUGAGCAGGAAUAUUUGUAGCUCCCACUGCAAAAUCCUGGACCAGAGUGUGCGUGCAGCACCUACGAAACCUGGCAGCGGGGCAGGAGCAGAGGGAGAGCUGUGGGUGCAAGCUGAGUGGGCCCGACAGCCACUUGAGCCACUGGCCUGUAAAACAAGCGGCGUGUGGGUUCAUUUACUGCUCGGCACCAGUGCCACAGCACCAAAACCGGUCUGGAUGCAGCUGAGGAACGCCAGGGACUUUACUGUCAGCUUGAAAUGUGGCUUUUGGCAAACACUUUGGUUGCUCUCGGUGUUUUUUCUGCUCACGACAGCGACCAUCAAGACUAGGGAUUGUUUGUCUUAAUGUUUUUUUUAAUACUUUUAUUCUGUGUUCACACAAUUACCGUGUGCUGCCUGUUGAUAUUCUGUUGUGAUGCAGCUGCAGCUCCUGGUAAAGGCUUCUCCAUAACUUGGCUUUCGCAGGGUUUAUGAGACCAGAGAAAUCCAUUCCCUCUCCUGGGACGUGCUGGGCUGCAGCCCAGCGCGCUCUGACUUCUCCAUGGAGCUGAUGUGGCUCGGCACCCGGGGCAGGAGGAGUGGUUGGAGAAGAACCGGGGUGCUUUAUUCUGUUUUUUCUCCCCUCUCUCCUGCAUGGAGAUGGCUAUAGGCUGUUGGUACCAAGAAAUAUUUUCACCAGAAGCUGUAUUGAUAUGACUUUUCUACUUGGGGGGAAGCUCUACAGUAUAUAUUGCCCUCUCCUCCCCAGCUGGAGUAGUCAGAGUUGUGUCAGACUGUUUUCAGAGCAGCAGUCGCUCAACACAUUUUUUAAUUUAAGCUAUUUGCUUUUCACGAUAGGAAUUAAAACCCUCCCAUUGAGCGCUGGUGGCCGACAGGCCCAAUCGAGGGCUCCCUGUUCCUCCGCCUGCCUGGGGCCAGAGCAUGAGUCACGGGUCGUGCUGGGAAUAGACCGGAGAUUCCUGCCUGUGUCCCGUGUUUACGCUGCUGCCGCCUCUGUUUUGGGAACUGUAACCAAGGAAAGCUGCUCUGUGGUGAUGCUGGCUGGGCUCGGGUGAGCUCUCUGGAGGGAAGAAGGAGCCAUGGCCCGGUGCCGUGUGGAGCAGGGAGCCACUGACUGCGGGGCUGGAUCCCUUCUGGAAAAUGGCAGGGCUGGUAUCGAACUGCGAUCUCCGCUCUCCUGCGGCCUCUGGUCCUGCGUCUCGUAGGGGAGGACUCCUCCUGACCCAGUUAAACUAACGAGGGCCAUCGUUUUAGGGUAUAGCCGUGAUGCAAUGAUGGCGUGACUCCCCCAUACGGCAUGCAUGCUGGCACAACGAGGGUGUGCCCGGGGCAGGUGCCUUUUUGCCAUGGGUGCUACCACCACCCCCUAGCCUGAGAUGUGCUGCAGGGGUUUAAAUGUGCUUUGGGGGUCUGAAGCCCCCUCCAAAUAGCUCAGGGGGGCGCCGCGGGCCACAGCCCUCUCCCAGUGCCCAGCAAGCCAUGUGGUGUGGUUACUCCUAACCCAAUCACUGUGUGCCCUGGGCAACUGGUGUUGCCAAAUGGCUUGUCACCAGUUCCCAGCGUGUCUUGUGGCAGACUCUGUGCAGUGGCAUGGUGCCAUCCCCAGGCAUAGGAUGGCUUAAUGUCACCCGCUUAGCUCUGACAGCGCUUGAUCCCUAAAGGAGGCCAGACAUGGGCUGUGAUUCCUGCGGGUCCCUACUCUUUUUGGCUGGGUGCCUGACUCCCUGUGACUCUUGGUGAAGAAAUGAAGCUGUCAGUGCUGCUGAAAGAGAGCUGGGUGAUGGCAGAGCUACGAGGAACUUCCCUGGGGGAGGCCGUAACCGGGUGAGAAACCUGCUGAGACGAGGAGGGUGAGCCCUGAGUUGGCCACUGAAGCCAGUCUGACGAGGCUCGUGCUCCUCCAACUUUGAAGCUGAACAGGUCGGGGCCUGCCGAGCGGCUGAUUUCCUUCUCCCUUGAUGUUUUGGCAUGAUACCAGUGGCUGCGCCGAAUGGCUUUGUGUGGGUUGCAGUGCUAAGAGGAGCCCCUGGCUUGGCUGGCGCGUGCCUGCAGCAGUGGAAGAUGGCUGCCUUCAAACGGAGCCGAGCGCAAGCAUGGCCGGAGGAAUGGGGUGAUCGGGAGCAUGGGCUGUACAGCCUGCACCGCAUGUUCGACAUCGUGGGCACCCACCUGACCCACCGGGAUGUGCGGGUGCUCUCCUUCCUCUUCGUCGACGUGAUCGACGAUUAUGAGAGGGGGAUGAUCCGCAGUGGCCGGGACUUCUUGCUGGCGCUGGAGCGGCAGGGCCGCUGCGACGAGACCAACUUCCGACAGGUGCUGCAGUUGCUGCGGAUCAUCACUCGCCACGACCUGCUGCCCUACGUCACCCUCAAGAGGCGACGGGCUGUGUGUCCGGACCUGGUGGACAAGUACCUGGAGGAGACGUCCAUUCGCUACGUGACGCCCCGAGCUCACAGCGAGGCAGAGCAUGGGCUCGGCCACCCCCAUAAAUCAGUGCCUCCCCACCACCCUGUGGUCUGCUGCUCCUCUGCGGGACCCCAGAUCUGUACCAAGAGGCCCGGCCGUGGCAGGACCCUCCUCAGCAGCCAGCGCAAGAGGAGGAAGUCAGCAACGCCGGACCCUAAGGAGAAGCAGACCUGUGAUAUCCGCCUGCGGGUCCGAGCUGAGUACUGCCAGCAUGAGACAGCGCUUCAAGGCAAUGUCUUCUCCAACAAGCAGGACCCCUUGGAGCGUCAGUUUGAGCGCUUCAACCAGGCCAACACCAUUCUGAAGUCCCGGGACCUGGGCUCCAUCAUCUGUGACAUAAAAUUCUCAGAGCUCACCUACCUCGACGCGUUCUGGCGUGAUUACAUCAACGGCUCUUUGCUGGAAGCCCUCAAGGGCGUCUUCAUCACGGACUCGCUCAAACAAGCCGUGGGCCAUGAAGCCAUCAAACUGCUGGUCAAUGUGGAUGAGGAGGAUUACGAGGUCGGGCGCCAGAAACUCCUGAGGAACUUGAUGCUGCAGACGGCUCCCUGACUGCCUGAUGGCUGCUCGGUGGGAUCCAAGCUUUUUCCUUCUUUUUUUUUCUUUUUUUUUUUUCUAAAAGAAAAGGAAAAGAUGAUCGGGACCCCCACCCGGUACUGUGCAACUCUGGGUUCAGAGCCGGGCUGGAGCCACGGGGAGCGCCAGAGGCUUACAUGUUUCCUCACCCCUUUCCUGUCCUGUCCCUUCCUCUCUCACUUUGUUUUCCUUUUUUCUCUUUUAUUUUGUAUCCAUUAAAAACAAAAAGGCAAAAAUCCCGCCUGGGGCAUGUCAGUGACAGGGCUGGGCGAGCUGGGGGUGGGGGGAGGUGGUUGGUGGAGGUUUGUACUGGGAUGGGCUCAGCCCUGUGGUGCCCAUGCCAGGUUCGGGGGUGGCUUUGUCUCCCUCCUGCCCUUGUGUCACCGUCCUGGCGGGCUCUGUGUGCUGGGAGCUGCCCUGCAGGUAGUGCUAUUCCCCACCCCGUUUCUCCCUCAAAUAACAACCCCCCCCAUUGCCUCAGUGGGUUUCUCAGGAGUAAAACCGUCCCCGUGGCGUCCCCUGGACCAUGUGCCUUCGUGUCCCCCUCCCCUGCGGGGGCCCGGGGGGGAGGACCAGUGCCGAGGGAUGCCCCGAAAUCUCUUGCCUGUCCCCCUGCCUCUUCUCUCCCCUCCAUGGCUGCCUGGCUCUGUCCCUCCCCUCUCCAGCUGGCAACUGGGACAAACUGGGACAAGGGGCAGGUUGGGGCAGCAUGAUCUGCCUGUUGCUGGCAGCAGGCAGCUGAGCCUCUGCCUGCACGUGUUGGAGGGCAGCUGGCAGUGUGCAGUGCGUGGCUGCCUGGCCCAUGCCUUGGCUCCCUGUCCCUGGAGAGCCCCCAAAAUGGCUGUCCCCCGCCCCCAUCUGCUGCCUGUGGGUCCUUGGGGUGAGGGGAUUUUUUUCCAGCUCCAUCCUGGUUUUGUGUUUUUUUUCUCCCCAUCCCUGCUCGGCUGCUGGGGGGUACAGACCCCCUCCUGGGUAGGGGGCAGCUCCCCGGGACUCAUGGUGUGUGUGCCCCCCCUCCCCUGCCCUGGGGCACGCAGCCCCCCUCUGCUUAUGGACGAUUCUGGCACAACUUGGUGUAAUUUCUGUGACUUCUGUAUUUUUUAAACUUCAAUAUAAUGGUCAUAUUCCCUGUGUAGCUUUCGGGUUUCUUGAAAUAAACAUCUACCGCAGUGCCUGGCUGGCUCCUUCUGCCC
Molecule: messenger RNA, 6621 nt
Organism: Haliaeetus leucocephalus (bald eagle)
Lineage: Eukaryota; Metazoa; Chordata; Aves; Accipitriformes; Accipitridae
Gene: DEDD
Product: death effector domain containing
Exons: 6
Coding region: 4355-5404 (349 amino acids)
Biological process (GO): extrinsic apoptotic signaling pathway via death domain receptors; apoptotic process; regulation of apoptotic process
Cellular component (GO): nucleolus
Molecular function (GO): DNA binding; protein binding
Source: RefSeq, a predicted model, not a curated record